Messenger RNA from Ziziphus jujuba (common jujube), 3151 nucleotides. Its product is annotated as G-type lectin S-receptor-like serine/threonine-protein kinase At4g27290. Gene Ontology annotation, biological process: protein phosphorylation; recognition of pollen. The record is from RefSeq and is a predicted model, not a curated record. The transcript has 7 exons. Gene Ontology annotation, molecular function: protein serine/threonine kinase activity; ATP binding. Bases 424 to 2928 code for a protein of 834 amino acids. Lineage: Eukaryota; Viridiplantae; Streptophyta; Magnoliopsida; Rosales; Rhamnaceae.
GAAACCCCACCAAGGAACAUGCUUAGGGUUAGCUGUCAUUCUCCUUCUCUUUAAGGAUAUUUAUAACCUCAGACAAAGCAAUCCAAUCAUGGUUGUGCCAUUUCUUGAAAAGUAUUGUUAGCAGUAAAUUUUGAGAGAAAUAAAUGAUUGAAAUGGAUGUCAAAAAUUGGCCACUUGAUUCAACUCUUUUCGAGACAGUUGGCCAUAGAGCACUAGUGAUGGAAAGAUCCCUUUUCGCAAAUUAAUUAUGUAUGCAAAUUUAGUUGUAGCAGUGAAGGUGGGAAAAUUCCACCAUUUGAAAAACCUGGAUGCUUAUCAAUAACUUUUAUUUUAUGGGUCCCUUCUCAAUGCCCAAUCACAAAGGGGGUCUAUAUCUUUAAAUUGGAACCAGUAAGCAGAGAAAGUUUCUUCAAGUAGAAAUCAAUGGAGGUUCCUUCUUUUAUGUUUUUCACUGUUAAUUUGCUCAUUUGCUUUACUUUUUCAUUGGCAGCUGAUAGUAUUCGUCCGUUACAAUCUAUUAGCGAUGGCAAAACCUUGGUUUCAAAAGAAGGGAACUUUGAGGUGGGUUUCUUUAGCCCAGGUUCUUCCAAGAAUCGUUACUUGGGAAUUUGGUACAAGAAGCUCAUGCCAGUUAGAACAGUUGUUUGGGUUGCAAACAGAUGCAAUCCAAUUGAGGAUUCAUCUGGUUUGUUGACCAUAAACAGCACAGGAAAUCUUGUUCUUCUGGGUCAGAAUAGGAGUGUGGUUUGGUGGACGAGCUCACCGAAACAAGCCCAGAAUCCAUUGGUACAGAUACUAGACUCUGGAAAUCUAGUCCUAAGAGAUGAGAAAAAUGCUGAUGCAGGAUCCUAUUUUUGGCAAAGCUUCGACUAUCCUUCUGAUACACUCUUACCUGAAAUGAAGUUGGGAUGGGACUUGAGAACAGGACUUAAAAGGGGCCUGUCAGCAUGGAGGAAUCCAGAGGAUCCAUGUCCUGGAAAUUUCACAUAUGGGUUGGAGCUAGGACCUCGUAGAUAUCCUGAAGAAUAUAUAUGGAAUGGCACUACAAAAUACUAUCGUACGGGUCCAUGGAAUGGCCUUCGAUUCAGCGGUUUACCAGAACUAAAAGCCAAUGACGUUUACGGCUUUAAAUUUGUUUACAGCGAUGAUGAAGUUUAUUACACAUACACUCUCAAGGUUACUAAGGUGAUUUCUAGAGUUGUUUUGAACCAAACCACUGGUAAGCGUGAACGUUCUACAUGGAUUAUGCCAAAUGAUCCUUGGACAGUACGUAGCUCAUUGCCUAAAGACAAAUGUGAUGAUUAUGGCCUCUGUGGAGCCAACGCAAAAUGUAGUAUCAUUGGCCAAAAUCCAAUCUGUGAGUGUUUAAAAGGAUUCAAGCCUAAGUCCCAAGAAAAUUGGAACAAGAAGGACUGGUCUCAAGGAUGUGAACGCAAUCUACCACUGAGCUGCCAGGAGAAACAUAGAGAUGGGUUUGUCAAAUUUGUAGGUUUGAAAUUGCCAGAUACCACACAUACUUGGAUGAACAAUAGUAUGAAUCUGGAGGAAUGCAGGACCAAAUGCUUGAACAAUUGUUCCUGUAUGGCUUAUGUGAACUCAGAUAUUAGAGGAAAUGGUAGUGGUUGUGUCCUCUGGUUCGGUGAUCUAGUAGAUAUGAAAUGGUUAGCUGAUGGUGGACAGGAUCUGCAUGUUCGAAUGCCAGCUGCAGAGCUAGAUAAGAUGAAAAAACCAAGAGGCAAUGGUAAGAUGAAGACAACGGUGAUAGCUGUAGCUGUCAUUGGCGUAGUCUCUGGUAUGCUCUUUCUUGGCGUUUGCAUUCACAGAAGGAGGAAAGCCUCCUUGAAAGAAAAAACAAAGAGAAAUGAAAUGGUAAGUGUGUACAAUGGAGACCAAAAUGAAGACUUGGAACUCCCAUUUUUUGACCUAUCAACAGUAGCAGCUGCAACUGAGAAUUUUUCAUUGGAGAAUAAGAUUGGGGAAGGUGGUUUUGGACCUGUAUACAGGGGUAUGCUAGAUAAUGGAAAAGAAAUUGCUGUGAAGAGGCUGUCAUUGAGUUCGGGACAAGGAGUAAACGAAUUUAAGAAUGAAGUAAUACUGAUUGCUAAGCUUCAGCAUCGGAAUCUUGUAAGGCUUCUUGGCUGCUGCAUUGAGGGAGAAGAGAAAAUGCUGGUUUAUGAAUAUAUGCCCAACAAAAGUUUGCACUCUUUCAUUUUUGAUGAGAAGCAAGGCAAACUAUUGGGAUGGUCGCAACGGUUCCAGAUCAUAUGUGGAAUUGCUCGAGGGCUUCUGUAUCUCCACCAGGAUUCCAGAUUGAGAAUUAUACAUAGAGAUCUCAAAGCCAGUAAUGUUUUACUUGAUAAGGAGAUGAACCCCAAGAUAUCAGACUUUGGCAUGGCUAAAACAUUUGGAGGAGAUCAAACAGAAGGAAACACAAACAGAGUAGUAGGAACCUAUGGGUACAUGGCACCGGAAUAUGCUUUUGAUGGGCAAUUCUCAACGAAAUCUGAUGUUUUUAGCUUUGGUAUAUUGAUGUUGGAGAUUAUAAGUGGGAAGAAAAGCAGAAGUUUUCAUCAUCAAAACCACGGUGGCAGCCUCAUUGGACAUGCGUGGACACUAAUGCAAGAAGGAAAACCAUCUGAACUGAUUGAUGCAUGCAUGGAUAAUUACAAAGAGAGAGAGUCGGAAGUGUUGCGUUGCAUCCAUAUCAGCUUGCUAUGUGUGCAACAUCACGCAGUGGAUAGGCCAAGCAUGUCGUCUGUGGUUAUGAUGCUGGGUGGUGAAGGUGCGUUGGUUCAGCCUAAACCACCUGGUUAUUUCAUGGAAAGAGAUUUCCAUUUGGCAGAAGCAGAAUAUUCUUCCUCAACUAAUAAGCAUGUUUUCUUUCCUUCCAUAAACGAGAUGACCAUAUCGCUAAUGGAGGCUCGAUAAGGACCAAGGAGAACGGAAAUGGAAUGGAACAUUUGGGUCGGGGAUCCAAAAUCAAUGAACAACAUAAAUGUUUUUGGGCCUAUUUAAGGCAUCAUUUCAUACUUUUGUAGCAAGUCCAUCAUUAAGUUAUGGGCUUCAAAGUCCAAAUCCGUUUCAAGUCCGUCCAAAAUUAAACGACUUGUCUGUAUUAUUGAUUUUCAACUGAUAAGCCGAACUUCUUCUA